UGGUGGACUUCAGCAACUACUUAUUCAAUCUGCUUGUUUUAGUUGGCAUAAAACAAGGUUUUAACAUGAGUUUAAAUUCGCGUAAUAAUGUCAUCAGGGGAGACAACAGGCCAACAGAUUACGAAUAUGCUUGCCUGAGCAAACAUGUCUACACAGUUGAAGACACGACCCUUGAAGUUGGCACACAAUUUUCCACCGAAUUUCAUCAAUGGACAAUUUGUUUUGUAAGUGCUCCCUUCUACUGUGGGUACUUUGGUGCUGUUUACGAGUGCGAGGAGGCGAAGCAGUAUGUGGUUGUACAUCGGGGGACAAACAAUGUCUUGGACGUUGUUGAAGAUUAUCUUGGAGUUUUAAGAAAUAAAUGCACUCGCCAAAAAACGGAGGCCUUUCUCGUCGUGGAUCUCAUUGUACAAAAAAUCAAAAUUAGUCGUAACGGUUAUUCAUUGUCCUUCACGGGUCAUUCACUAGGAGCAUUUCUAGCUGAGCUAUCCGUCUAUUUUUCCACCGUGAUGCUAGACUAUUGUAAUGUCCAUGCAGUGACGUUUGAAAGCCCUGGGUCCCUUCAGUCUAUGAAGUCUAUUUGCUGGCAUCCUUCACAACUUAUUUCUCAAAAGAAUGAGACCGACGAGACUUUCGACGAGAAAGAUGACACUGAUGGUAAAAAUUCAAAGAUUUCAACAUCCUUGCAAAUGAUAUCGUUAAGCACUUCUUGCCAUUCCCUGCAAUCUCUUUCCCCCGCUGACUUUAGCCACGUCAUCAAACGCCUGGAUAUCAUUUCAUACGUUUGCUACCCAAAUAUCAUUAAUAUCUGCAACGAGCACGUCGGAACGUUGUACGCCAUAAAUAUUUGCAUGGAUGGGCAUAAAAUAGGCUGGCCCCACCGUCUAUUUAGUAGUCACAGUAUUCAGGGAAUUGUGGAAUGGUUUCAAAAAUUUACUGCAGGAAAUCAACGCUGCGUUCGAUUGUACAUGGCAGACUGGCCGAAAAAGUACACCGAGUCUCAAAUGUUCUUCAAAUAUGUACAAUUCCAGGAUGGGAUGCUCAGCGUGGAAAAUCUUUUAUUGGAUGAAAACCAUGAUACUCGCCUUCGUUGGUCCAAAAGUUUAAAGAAGAGUAGAUCUCUGGUUGUCGAGUCAUCAAUUAAAAUGGAGAAAUGGGUCAACAAACAAAGAAAGAAGUUCAAGCUCAAGCUGAAUGGAAACUUUGAUCCCGUUCAUGGCUCAGCCAACGCUCUUCCUCUUCAUCACUUUUCCCAACCCUUGCAAAACUUUCUCAACUACUUUUACCAGAAGAGGCAACACAUUUUUACUCUAAGCCAUGCAUCUCAACGGGACAAACUGCAUACUUUUCUCAGCGAAACGUGGAAAGGAUUUCAAAUGCCCCCAAACGUAUCAGACGAGCUGUUAAAUUUUACUUUAAAACAAAAUAAGUUGCACAUCAUGGAAAUUGUUUGCAAAGAAACCAACGUUCAUGAUUUUCGCUCGAAAAUUUCUUGUUGGCUGGAAAUGACUGGAUUUACUGUGGAAGAGCUUCUAAAUGAAAAUUUGAUUAAUGAAAAUAUGCCGAGAUUGCAAGUGACCAAACAUAUUCAGUAAUAAAAUAAAUCUCUUAUUCCAGUUUUAAAGAUUAUCUUAAUUUUGGGGCGUGUGGGGUAUAAAGUUUAUUACUGCAUUUUUUCCUGAUAAAACAUGCAGCAGAAAUUAAUCAAUUUUAUGACUUAUUGUUAAAGUCCAAUGUUGAAAUUUUAUUAAAUGGGAUUAACUUGUUAUACUAAA
Folsomia candida is the source of this 1775-nucleotide messenger RNA. RefSeq lists its product as uncharacterized. The transcript has 2 exons. Lineage: Eukaryota; Metazoa; Arthropoda; Collembola; Entomobryomorpha; Isotomidae. The record is from RefSeq and is a predicted model, not a curated record. Bases 66 to 1595 code for a protein of 509 amino acids.